Limanda limanda (common dab) is the source of this 657-nucleotide messenger RNA. RefSeq lists its product as uncharacterized. Gene Ontology annotation, molecular function: sodium channel regulator activity. Bases 1 to 651 code for a protein of 216 amino acids. The transcript has 5 exons. Gene Ontology annotation, cellular component: voltage-gated sodium channel complex. Lineage: Eukaryota; Metazoa; Chordata; Actinopteri; Pleuronectiformes; Pleuronectidae. The record is from RefSeq and is a predicted model, not a curated record. Gene Ontology annotation, biological process: regulation of heart rate by cardiac conduction; cardiac muscle cell action potential involved in contraction; sodium ion transport.
AUGAUUUGCCGCUCGUCUCUUUUUGUCGUCGUCAGCCUCUUCGUGUCUCAGUGUCAUGGUGGCUGUGCGGAGGUGGACUCUCUGACCGAGGCGGUGGCAGGAGAACGAUUCCUGCUGGGCUGCAUCUCCUGUAAGAGGAGAGAGGAGGUGUCUGCCCGAACCACCGUGGACUGGCACUUCAAACCAGUGGAAGAGGAGGAGUUUAGGCAUAUUUUCCACUAUGACCACCCAAGUGCUGAGAUCCUGCACCAGGAUUUCAGCGAGCGUCUCGAGUGGCAGGGGACUAUAAACAGUGAUAUUCAGACAGGAGCCAUUUACCUUCACAACGUCACCUUCAAUGACACAGGGACGUACCGCUGCACCUUCCACCGCACCCUCUUCCUGGCGAUGUCUGACCAGCAUGUCAUCGUGGAGAAGGACGUGGAGCUCAGCGUGGUGGCUGUGGCCAAUCGGGAGCUGACGUCUGUGAUCACAGAGAUAUUGAUGUAUGUGCUGAUCGUGGUUCUGCAGCUGUGGCUCAUUGUGGUUCUGGUCUACUGCUACAAGAAGAUUACAGCCGAGCACGAGGAUCGGGAGGCCCGUAAGGCUAACAAGGCUCAGGCAGGACUGUUGGAAUCUAAAGACAGCUGUGACGGGGUGCAGCUGGAGUAACACUUA